Molecule: messenger RNA, 195 nt
Organism: Phycomyces blakesleeanus NRRL 1555(-)
Lineage: Eukaryota; Fungi; Mucoromycota; Mucoromycetes; Mucorales; Phycomycetaceae
Product: basic-leucine zipper transcription factor
Exons: 1
Cellular component (GO): RNA polymerase II transcription regulator complex
Molecular function (GO): DNA-binding transcription activator activity, RNA polymerase II-specific; transcription cis-regulatory region binding
Source: RefSeq, a predicted model, not a curated record
GUGAAGCGUAAAGUUCAAAACCGUGUUGCGCAAAGAGCUUUUCGGGAAAGAAAAGAAAAUUAUGUGAAUGAACUAAAACAGAAGCUAAGGGAGGUACAAGACAACCACGUACUAGGCACCAGACAAAUCUUUUACGAAAACGAAAACCUUCGGUCGAUCAUACGUUACCUCGAAUCCGAGAAUCACGCCUUAAAA